Messenger RNA from Arabis nemorensis, 711 nucleotides. The record is from the annotation of a GenBank genome assembly. Lineage: Eukaryota; Viridiplantae; Streptophyta; Magnoliopsida; Brassicales; Brassicaceae.
AUGAAUGCAACUACGCCGGUUGCUUCUCACCCUUGGGCGGUUAUUGGGGAUUUCAACCAAAUCCUAAGAACUUCUCAACACUCGGAUAAUGAUAUAAGAGAUGUUGAUACAUCAGGGAUUAAUGACUUUAAUCUAGCUCUACAAGAUGCCGAACUUUUUGAAGCUCAAGCUAAGGGUCUUUCAUUCACUUGGUGGAACAAUCAGGAUGAUGAUCCUAUCUCAAAGAAGAUCGACCAUGCUCUUAUCAACCAGUUCUGGUCUGCUAGUUUUCCUGAAUCCUAUGCAGAAUAUAUGGAGCCGUUGCAGUCAGAUCAUGCUGCUUGCCUAGUUAAGGUACCAUCUCUCCAGCGUUCUCUCUGUAAACCAUUUAAGUUCUUUCACCAUGUGGUGGAUCAUCCAGAAUAUGCAGAAUCAGUGAGUCAAGCUUGGAAACCGCAAGAUAUUCAAGGCACUAGUCAAUUCAAAUUGGCAAGAUCUUUAAAGCUUCUCAAGCCUGUUUUAAGGCGGCUGAACAAGCGUCAUUACAGUGGCAUAUCUGUCAGAGUGAAGACUCAAGAGGCAAAAAUUGCAAGGUUACAACGGCUGAUUCUCUCUAACCCAGGACCACACUUAGCAAGAGAAGAGCAUCAGGCUAGAGAGGUAUGGCAAACGCUAUUAACGGCGGAGGAAAAGUUCUACUGUCAGAAAUCUCGUGUUAGAUGGGCUCACUAG